Molecule: messenger RNA, 2011 nt
Organism: Clupea harengus (Atlantic herring)
Lineage: Eukaryota; Metazoa; Chordata; Actinopteri; Clupeiformes; Clupeidae
Product: piggyBac transposable element-derived protein 4-like
Exons: 2
Coding region: 68-2011 (647 amino acids)
Source: RefSeq, a predicted model, not a curated record
UUAUUGAUUGGCUAGUCCCACGUGGUGUAUCAAAUCAAGCCACGCUUCUUUGAGGUUAGAAACAAACAUGGCAUCGGCGAGUAAACGACCACGCAGCGAGCAACAGCGAUUUUCCCCACAAGAAGUAGUCGUUUUUAUUAUGAACGAUGAGAGUGAUGAAGAAAGUAGUGUAGAUUCAGAGGUUGGUGGGAUUUCUAGUGGAGAAGAGUUCGAAUUGAACCAAGGAUUGGAAGGAGAAAGCGCUGGAGAAAAUGACUCCGACUCUGUUUCUGUCAUAAGCUUAGGUAAUGGCGAUAUUAGCCACGAGGAGAGCAGCGAUGAGGGUGCUCCUGAAAUUCUGGCAGCCAACCCAAGACCAGCGAGAGGGAGAGGGGCAAGAGGCCGACAAGCCAGGAGAGUCGGACCAGUACAGAAUCGGCACACAGGACACGGCAGCUAUGAUGACCCAGAUCACCCAAAUCAGCUUCCAGGUUUCUCACCAAGAAGACCUGCUGGCAUUCAUUUAGAGACACCUGUUCUUAGCGGGACUAUGACACGGGCUCUCGAUUUUUUCCAGUUAUUUUUUUCUGCGCAUAUCCUUCAGGACAUUUGUACUCACACUAACGCUUAUGCGAGGCGUGUCAUUGAGGAAAAGCCGUCUUAUGCUGACAAGAGUGGGACGUGGACUGACACGAGCCCUGGAGAAAUAAAGAAGAUGAUUGCCCUAAUCCUCUACUGUGGUCUGGUGGAUGUUAGCUCUUUCCAUCGAUACUGGAGCACGAAGACCCUGUACCACGGGCUUUGGGCCAGGUCUAUUAUGUCACGGGAGCGGUUCAAGGCCCUGAUGGCCAUGUUACAUGUCGUGGACCCCAGUGCUGCUGAGGAUGGAAAUGAUAAACUGAGAAAAUUCAGAACUUUCCUCGACCAUUUCAAGGAACGCUGCCAAGCUCUGUAUCAGCCCUUUCAAAAUGUGGCCGUGGAGGAGCGAAUGGUGAAGAGUGAGCUCAGAUCUGGAAUUAGUCAAUAUAUAAAAAACAAGCCAACAAAAUGGGGGCUGAAGAUAUGGGUGCUAACCGAUAGUAGCAACGGCUACACCUGUGAUUUUGAUGUGUACACCGGAAGAGAUGCUGGACGACAACCCAGUGUUCAUGGAUUGGCAUACGAUGUUGUAAUGACGUUGGUGCAGCCCCUGGUAAAUCAAGGAUACCACCUUUACUUUGAUCAUUUUUACACAUCAGUUCAGCUGGUAAAGGACUUAUUCCGACUCGACAUCCCUUCAACCGGAACAGCGGCAGGGAACAGGAGAGGCUUUCCUGACGGAAUGAAAGAUGGAAAAAAGUGGGCAAAAAAGACGGAGCGAGGAAGCAUGAGAUGGGAAAGGGACGGAGAGUGUUUAGCGUUACAAUGGGUGGAUAAUAGACCAGUCACCUUUUUAUCCUCCAUUGAAGCCGCUAAUAACUUCGUCAUGGUCACACGGAAACAAAAAGUUCAAGAUAAGUGGACCAACGUUGAAGUGAAACAGCCGCGAGCCAUACAAAAUUACAAUCACUACGUGAAUGGAGUUGACAGAUCUGACCGAUUGAUGUCAAGAAACAAUUCUCUUCUGAAGUGUAGGAGGUGGUGGAAGGUGUUGUUUUCCCACGUGAUUGACAUUGCGGUUGUAAAUAGUUUUAUAUUGUUUCAAAUACACAGAGCUGCAAAUCCAGACAACGAUGACCUCAAGCGGCCUACAAAGUAUUCGGUGGCGGAGUACAGAGAGGAGUUGGUCAGGCAGCUGGCAGAGUUCGAGGACUACGGAACACCCCCAGUCUACCGACCCCCCGCUGAACAACAACAAAAAGGGGAAUAUGAAACGGAGCAUAUCCCAAAGGUGUCUGAUUUGAAGCGCAACUGCAAGGUGUGUUAUGCUGCUACGGGAGUUGAGCUGAAGGUCAGGACGUACUGUGGUGCUCCUCAGUGUCAGGUUUACCUUCACCUAACAAAUAAGCUCAAUUGCUUCCAGAUAUGGCACAGCAACAAGCACAAGCACUGA